GGAGGAGAAAGCCAGCGGGCGCCGAAGCUUUGGGAACCCCAACCCAAAGUCGCACACUGCAUCUGCAUCUGCAUGCCACACCAUCUGUCCCGUCCCUAGCCAUCUACAGCUCUCUCCCAUGUGAACCAGCGACGCCAGUCCGCCGCUCAUUCAAGGGAGCAAGAACCUCGUGCCGCGGCCGGUAGACGGAGGAGGAGAUGGUCAGCGUGGAGAAGCAGUCGGCGCCGGCGCCGGCGUCUGCCGGGAAGGGGCUGACGGUGGGCGCCUGGGCGCAGCGGCACCUCAACCUAUGCUUCGUCGCCGGCUUCCUCCUCGUGCUCCUCGCCUACUUCGUCGUCUCCCAGCAGUUCGCCGUCGCCUCCCCUGACGCAGCCGUCUCCGCCAUGACGCCGCACCGGAAGAAGCACCAGGCGACCAAGUCCUCCGGUCGCGCCGGCGAAGCAGGAUUAACGCAACGGAAUCGAGGAGGAGAGGCGACGGCGGAGGCCGGACCAGCUCAAGAGCAGCGGCAGCGGCAGCGGCAACAGGCAGGGCCGCCGAAAGCAGAGCACCGCGCACGCGGCGUGGGGAAGAGAGACAGAGACGACGGUGCCGCCAAGCCCUUCGACAACGGCAAGGUGGUGUGCAGAGCGAGCCCCUUCUCCUACACCUGCGACGUCUCCGGCGACGUCCGGACCAACGGCACGGCGCACACCGUCACCCUGGUGCCGGCCACGUCCCUAACAGAGCGCCGGGAGUGGAGCAUCCAGCCCUACGCCCGCUACAACAUGACCGGCAUCCCCAACAUCACGGUGACGCAGCUCGACUCGACGUCCGCGGCGUCCCCGGCGCCGGCGUGCACGGUGACGCACCGCGUCCCGGCCAUCGUGAUCGGGCUCGGCGGUCACCUGGGCAACUACUUCCACGACUUCAGCGACGCGCUGGUGCCGCUGUUCGUGGCGUCGCGGCGGUACCACGGCGAGGUCCAGCUCCUGGCCAGCAACAUCCAGCCCUGGUGGCUCGGCAAGUACGAGGCCGUCGUGCGGCGGCUGACCAAGUACGACGUCGUGGACCUGGACCAUGACGAUCAGAUCAGGUGCUUCCGGCGCGUCACCGUCGGCCUCAACAUGCACAGGGAGUUCGACAUCGUGCCUGAGCUUGUCCCCGGCGGCGUGCCGCUCUCCAUGGCUAACUUCACCGCCUUCCUCCGCGAGACAUACUCCCUGCCGCGCGCCGCUCCCAUCCGCCUGACCAAGGGGAGCAGCCCGCCGGUGGACAGGAAGAAGAAGAAGCCGCGGUUGAUGCUGCUCGACCGGGGCCACUACCGGAAGCUCGUGAACGUGCCGGAGAUCGUCAAGGCGGCGGAGAAGGCCGGGUUCGAGGUGGUCAUAGCGGACCCGCGGUUCAACGUGCGCGUCAAGGAGCUGGCCAUGUCCGUGAACUCGUUCGACGUGCUGCUGGGCGUGCACGGCGCCGGGCUGACCAACGCGGCGUUCCUGCCGCCGGGCGCGGUGGUGAUCCAGGUGGUGCCGUACGGCAAGCUGGAGCCGAUGGCGCAGCGGGAGUUCGGCGACCCCGCGUCCGACAUGGGGCUCCGGUACCUCCAGUACAGCAUCAAGGCGGAGGAGAGCACGCUGCUGGAGACGCUCGGGCCGGACCACCCCGCGAUCAAGGACCCGGAUUCCGUCCACCGGAGCGGGUGGGACAAGGUCGCCGAGUUCUACCUCGGCAAGCAGAACGUGCGCGUCGACGUCGAAAGGUUCGCGCCGACGCUUGCGCUCGCGCUCGACCAUCUCCGGCGGCAGUAGCUAGGGUGCAGGAUUAUAUGCCCGAGGGAUGACGACAGAGAUCGUUUGUACAUCCGAUGUAAAGGAAUUCAAAAUUUUAUUUUAUUUUGUUGGUAUACUGAUUCAGGGCAUUUUAUGGCCGCUGAAUCUGGUGAAAAAUAAAUAUAUAGGAAAACGUUGAUACCACAUCAAGUAAGAACCAGCGAUGAAUAACGAACCAACUUAUGAUUGGAUGGUUAGAAGACA
Hordeum vulgare subsp. vulgare (domesticated barley) is the source of this 2012-nucleotide messenger RNA. Its product is annotated as beta-1,2-xylosyltransferase XYXT1-like. The transcript has 5 exons. The record is from RefSeq and is a predicted model, not a curated record. The coding region runs from base 198 to 1787 and encodes 529 amino acids. Gene Ontology annotation, molecular function: glycosyltransferase activity. Lineage: Eukaryota; Viridiplantae; Streptophyta; Magnoliopsida; Poales; Poaceae.